Molecule: messenger RNA, 1656 nt
Organism: Ogataea haglerorum
Lineage: Eukaryota; Fungi; Ascomycota; Pichiomycetes; Pichiales; Pichiaceae
Exons: 2
Coding region: 1-1656 (551 amino acids)
Biological process (GO): positive regulation of transcription from RNA polymerase II promoter by galactose
Cellular component (GO): nucleus
Molecular function (GO): RNA polymerase II cis-regulatory region sequence-specific DNA binding; DNA-binding transcription factor activity, RNA polymerase II-specific; zinc ion binding
Source: RefSeq, a predicted model, not a curated record
AUGACAACGGACGCCACCAAACAGCACUCGUGCAACGAAUGUCGCCGCCGCAAGCUGCGCUGUUCGCGCGACCUGCCCACAUGCGUCUCGUGCGCCAAGUUCAAGAGACACUGUCUCUACAAUAGACACAGCCAGAGUCCGCUCACUCGCAGGCAUCUGACCCAGGUGGAGGAAGAGCUGCGGGUCGCCACCGAGCUUCUGCGCGCGCUCUCGCCCGAUCUGGACAUCCACUCUAUACUGGCCAACGUCAAGAACGGGUUUUCCGUCUGGGAGAUCCCGGAACUCGGCCGCUUGAGACAGAACAGACAGGACCCGAUCGCGUCGGAUAGAAACUUCCAGGUGCCGCAGCUCCUGCCUCUAGCCGUGAACGAGGACUACAAGAACACGAGCGAGAACCAGAAGCCCGUUUACUCGUGGGAUGAGCGGGACCACAAGGCAAUAGACGGCAUGGCCAUCACCGAUAGAAGCGGGUAUCUGGGGUCGCAUUCGAGCGUGGCGGUGAUCAGUCUCGUGUUUGGGGGCUACUCGUGGGGCGGCACGCCGCGCAGUCCCGUCCGGCGGGACAGGGCGUCGGUUUCCGGCGCCAAGAUCGAGCAGUAUCUGAACCGCUAUUUUGAGACCUACCACGUCUCGUAUCCUAUCGUGUACCGGCCCAUGUUCUGGGCGCAGUAUAACCAGAUCGUGCCGCGGCCCGAGAUCGGCUGGGACAGCCUGAUGUACACGAUGGCGGCGAUCGGCGCGUUCAUGGGCUCCAGCAACCCAGACAACGAGGACGACCUGGUGCUGAUCGACAAGGCCAAGUCGCACCUGAAUUUCGAGCUGCUCGAGACGGGCAGCAUCAGCCUGCGACACAGAGCUGACGGCGGCGUCGGAGUGCCUGCCGGGCGAGGCCCAGGAGCCGACGAUCUACACGAGCGUGCGGCUGCAAAGCCUGUUCCAUCUGCUCACCAACUGCAUCUACGAGCGCAUCACCUCCGACCCGUUCCCGUCCGCGAAAGAGCUGCUCGAGUGGGACACCCGGUUCAUAGGGCGCUGGAAGAGCCUGGUUCCCGACUACUUCCGGCAGGACAGCGAGGUCUCGCAGCCGUUCACGCUCGCACACCACGUUCUGCACUGGAGACGGAAAAACCUGCAGAUCAUCAUGUACAGAACAAGCCUGCUGAAAAAGGUGUUCCGCCGCCCAGACGACGAGCCCCUGUGCCAAGAGGAAGAGGAGGCCGCCGAAAAGUGUCUGCGCAAGUGCUCGGCGACCAUCCAGAGCAUGGCAGCGUUCUGGCAGCGCAAGGAGACCACCACCAGGAUGGAGGCAUGGUACACGGUUUUCUUCCUGGUUCCCGCCUUCCUCAUGCCUCUGGUGUGUCUGCGGAACGACCCGCUGGCAGCCCAGGCAGAGCACUGGAAACGGGACAUUCUGACGGCCGAGCAGGUCCUCCAGCGGCUGCUGCACAUAUGUCCGAUAGCCACCAAGGUUCUGGAGCUCAGCAAGUCUCUGGGGGCCGAGUACGUUGCCUCUGCAGACGCGGCAGCCGACUUGCUCGCCAGCGCAGGCACAGACGAAAGCCCGAUAUCGCAGCUCACACACCUGCACUCGGUGCUGUGGCCGCUGGCGUUCGACAUCGAGCAGCAGUUUCUAUAGCGUGCUUACGUAAUAUAUGA